Messenger RNA from Penicillium hordei, 789 nucleotides. RefSeq lists its product as uncharacterized. The record is from RefSeq and is a predicted model, not a curated record. Bases 1 to 789 code for a protein of 262 amino acids. Gene Ontology annotation, molecular function: double-stranded RNA binding. Lineage: Eukaryota; Fungi; Ascomycota; Eurotiomycetes; Eurotiales; Aspergillaceae. The transcript has a single exon.
AUGUCUUUCUAUAAAGUACCAAGCCCAGAAGAAGAUGCCAGAGUGGUGUUCGAAGUUCUGAAAAGGGGCGGUAUUGCGAUUAUACCGAUGAGCGUUGGCUACGGAAUCACUGCGAUCGAUCCAGAUGCAUUGGACCGGAUUUUCCGCACAAAACGGAGAGAACCACACAAGCGACAUGUAAUGGUUGGCAGCUACGUUCUGCAUCAAGAUAUUCAUGUCCUUCCCCCUCAGAAAGCCGGUAUGGUCAAACUCUUGACCGUGGACUUGGAACUUCCUCUAGGGAUAGUUGCGCCAUAUCGCCUUGAUCAUCCGAUUAUUCAAAAGCUUCCACGAAACAUGUUAGCACAGAGCAUUGUUGGGGAUACCCUAGCAAUGUUGGUCAACGGCGGUGCUUUGCUAGAAGAAUUAUCUCGACUUGCUGCCCUAGAGAAACUUGCUCUAAUGGGAUCUUCAGCCAAUAUCACAGGCAAGGGAGCAAAGACUGUGGUCGAGGACAUCGAGCCGGAGAUCCUCGAAGUGGCAGAUAUAGUUAUCGAUUAUGGGAGACAAAAGUUUCACCAUCCUCGAGCCUCUUCAACCAUGAUCGAUUUUAGAACAAUGAAGGUUGUGCGAUACGGGGCUUGUUACAAUGUGGUGCAGGAUGCUCUCUGGCGAUUUUAUGGGAUUAAAGUGCUGGAUGAUCCUGGAACGUCGACUCUUUUGUCUGGACAGACAUGUGCUGAUAGGAUAACGUAUUCGGCAAGCGAGUGGCCACCCCAACUAAAAACGCGUCCAUCAAUUAGUACUUAG